Molecule: messenger RNA, 927 nt
Organism: Rhodotorula toruloides NP11
Lineage: Eukaryota; Fungi; Basidiomycota; Microbotryomycetes; Sporidiobolales; Sporidiobolaceae
Product: fumarylacetoacetate hydrolase domain containing protein
Exons: 6
Coding region: 1-927 (308 amino acids)
Molecular function (GO): acetylpyruvate hydrolase activity
Source: RefSeq, a predicted model, not a curated record
AUGACUCAAGGACCGCAGUGGAAACGCCUGAUCCGCUUCACGGCAGUCGAGGACGGCCAGGAGUACUACGGCGAGCCGACAAACGACGGAGACAUCGGCUUGCUUGCACACAAGGGCGAGAAGCUGACCGCCCGCAUCCUCGACGGCCACCCUCUCCUCCUCACCUCCACCCUCUCUCACCGGACACGCACCGUCUCCAAGCUCCUCUCCCCUCUCGCUCCGCGCGACAUUACCGCCAUCCGCGGACUAGGCCUGCAAUACCCACCCGAUCCGGCGAAACCCGUCCAACCGCCUGCCGUUCCCUGCCUCUUCUUCAAGCCUUCUUCGUCUGUCGCGGGUCCGGGAGACGAGAUCGUGAUCCCAAGUCUGGCGGAGGGCGAAAAGAACGACUAUGAGUGCGAGUUGUGCGUCGUGAUUGGGAGGGACGCGAAGGAUGUCAAGGAGGAGGAUGCGCUGAACUAUCUGGCUGGAUACUGCGUCGUCAACGACGUCUCAUCUCGCGGACUCUGCGGCAAAGGCGUCCAAUGGGGCAUGGGCAAGGCCUUCGACUCUUGGUGCCCUAUCGGACCUUGCCUCGUCUCCCCCGCCGCGCUUGGCAAGGCAGCGGACGCCCUGGCGCUCACGACGCAUAUCAACGGCCAACUCGCGCAGAAGGCGUCGACGGCAGACCUCGUCAUCAAAGUCCCCGAGUUGAUCGCCCGCCUCUCACACGGCACGACCCUCCAAGCGGGCUCCUUGAUCCUCACCGGCUCGCCCGUCGCAGUAGGCCGCUCAGCGCCCGGCGACGCAGUCGAAGCGAGUCCGUUCAUGAAGCAUGGAGACGAGGUCAGGUGUUUCGUCGAGGGGUGCGGUACGCUCAUCAACACAGUCAGGGAGGAGUCGCCGAAGGCUGCUGGAGCCCGGGGUUUCGAAAAGGCGAAGCUGUAG